AUGGAAUCACCAAAUGUAGAGAUAUUAUUUUGGAAAGUUUUUCAUAAUAAAUAUUUAUUUUCAAUUAUAUUAAAAGAAAUCCAUAAAUGUGAAUGGGUAAAUUAUGUCUAUUUAGGAUACCAUGUUGAUAAUAGAAAAAGAUUUGAAAAUAUAACAUCGAUGGAAUGGAUGAUAAAUAAUGAACAAUUUGAAUUACUAAAAUUAAAAAUCAAUUCAAAUGAUGAAAUUAUAGAGAUUAAUAAAAAAUCAAUUAAAGAAUUAUUCUCAAUAAAUGAUCCAUCAUUAAUUGAACAAUUAUUAACCCAAUUAUUUCAAUCAAAUAAAAAAAAUCAAUUUAUAAAAAUAAUAAAUGAAAUGUUACCAACUUUACCAAUAAUCACAUCAAAUUCACUUCGUUUCAAAAAUACCUAUAACAUAUUCCAAUUAUUACUCUCAAAUCUGUCAUCACUAUCUUCAUCAUUCCAAAUUUAUUCAACAUUAUUAGAAUGUGCAAUUGAAUUCCUCCAACCAAAUACUUUAUCAAUUUUAAUAAAUUCACCAAACUUAUUUAUCACACAAGAUUUUAAGAAUAGAUCAUUGACAUUCACAAAUUUAAAUUCAACCUCAAUUAAAACCAUUGAAGAGAAAAUCGAAUUAAUUCUAUCAAAUCCUAAACUAUACAAUACCGAUUACUCAAAUUUAGAUAUCAAUAUAAAUUUCAAUGGAAAUGGUAGAGAAAGAAUUUUAAAAUUUAUACCAAAAAAUGAAAAUUUCGGCCUAUCUUUAAUAUUGUUAAUUAACAAUUCAAAUAUUCAAAAUAAAUUAAUUGAUUUAAAUUUCCAUGAAUUAAAUUUAACAAAUCUAGUUGACAAUAAAUAUAAAAUCAAUGAAAUACUAUUAGAUUAUAAUAGGGAAUUAAGAGUUAAAGAAUUGCAUAAAUACUUACUACUAAAUCCAACAAUUGUAAAUUUAUACGAUUCAAUUUAUUUAGACCAUUUAGUUUAUUAUAGUAGAUAUGGUGAAAUUAUACCAAAUCUUAAAGAAAAUAAUUUAAUGGAUUUUAUUAAAAUUUCAAUAGCUACAUUUAAUGUAAAAGCAUUGAAAACCAUUUCAAAACAAGAUUUAGAACAAUUUAAAUUAAAAUAUUCUAAACCUCAUUCAAGAGAAACCACUAUACCAUUAUCAAUUUCACGUGAAUAUAAAAGUAAACAAGAAAUGAUUGAAUUUAUAAAUUUCUAUACAACAAAUUAUGAUUAUUUUCAAUGUUUUCAUUUCAAUCAUAAUAAAAUUAUUCAAGAUUAUAUUUUAAAAAAUUUAUCAAAAACAUCAUCAUCAUCAUCAUCAAAUAUAGAAAUUGAAUAUAAAGAAUUACUAAAUUCAAUUAAUAAUAUUGAAUUUUUAAAUUUCUUUCCAAAUAGUUGGAAUGAACUAAUUAAAAUAAUAGCAGAUAGCAAUUCAAUAUUAUUAUCAGUUGAAAUUAAAGAUAAUUUACAAAUUGAUUGGAUUUUUGAAAAUUGUGAAAAAGAAUUUUUAAAAAGGUCAAUUAGGAAUUUUAAAAGUCAAGAAUUUUUUCAUUUUCAAAAUUUUCAAUUACUAAAUUAUGCUUCAAAUUUGUUUAGUAGUUUACCAAGAGAUCAUUACCUUUAUUUUAAUAAUAAUAAUAAUCAAGAUGAUGAUGAUUAUACUCAAAUUAAUUCAAGAAUGGUUCUUUAUAGCUACCCAUUUAUAAAAUCAAUUAGAGAUUGUAAUAUUGAACAAAUGAAAUACUUGUAUUCAACAAAAGGUGAUGAUUUCUUUUUAUAUGGGUUCAAUAUAACAAUUAGAUUAUUUGCAGAAAAACAAUUUUUUUUUUCAUCAAAUUUAAGUGAUGAAGAAAUUAUUAAUUUCAUUCAAUAUUUAAAUGAUAAUCAAUUUAAAUUCUUUAAACCGAAUCUUGUUAAAAGGGUGAUUAAAUCAAUUCCAGAUAGAAUUAAAGAGAAUGAAUUAUUAAAAUUAAAAAUUAAUUUCAAUGAUUUCAUUGAUGAAGCGAGUCAUAUAUUUUUAAAAUCAAUUGAAAAAUUAUCAAUUAAUCAAAUUAAAUUAAUGAUUGGAAAUGGGUUUUUCCCAAUUCAAGAUAUUUCAUCAUCACUUUUAAUUAGAUAUAAAGAUCCAAUUUAUUCACCUUUAUCAAAAUGUGCAAAAUUUUAUUCAAUUUCAAAUGAUAAUUGUGAAAAAGUAAUAACCUUAAUUCAAAUAUUUUUACAAAUGUAUGAAAACUACACAAAAGAAGAGGAUGAUGAUAAUGAUAAUGAUCAAGAUUAUGCUUUUCAUAUAAUUAUAAAUCAUCUAUUUAAAGUAUUAUUAAGUGUUAAAAAAGUUACAAUUCAAGUUAUAAAAAAUAUUUAUAAUCAAAUUUCAAGUAGUGGUAGUAGUAGUUCUAAACACAUUAUAAUAGAUCAUUCACUUUAUCAUGUAGUUUUUUAUCUUUCAAUAAAGUCACCCCUAUUAGCAAGAUAUAUAAUGUCACGCCCUUUCAUUUACUCGAUAUUCACUGACGACGAUGAUGGAACCACCCCCUAUUACAAUUGUUCAGAUAAUCCUCAACAUCCAGGUUAUGAUAUUAGAAAGUAUUUAAAUUUACAUGUUUUUACAUUUGAUUUCAUACUUGGUAAAGAUACAGAUACACAUACAUCAUUUGAUUUAAUAUUAGAGAAAUUAAUUGAUGCAUUAUCUUAUAAACCAAUGACAGAUGAUGAAUCAUUAUUAUUCACAGAAGAGGAUUACUUAAAUGAAACGAUUAAUUCAAAUUUACAUUAUUUCCUUGACAUUAAAAGAGAAGAUCUUUUCCUCAACCAUUUAGAUUACAUUCAAAAUCAAUUUUUAAAUAAUAGAUCUCUAAUAGUCGAUACGUUCCCUUACAUGACAAGAUACCAAUAUCAUCAACCUCAACAUCGACAAUCAUUCACCAAUUGUAAUCAUUGUGAACAUUUAAAUAUCCAACCAGUAUUUAUGGGAAGAAUUUUCUUAUUUUCUAAAAAAUUAAUUGUAGACUCAAAUAAGGUAUUAUCCAACCACGCUUUUAAAAAAUUAAUUAGUUUUUCAUCUUAUCAAUCUUUUUUAGAACUAAUUAUGAAUGAAAAUUUUAAAAUUAUUGAUAAAGAAAUAACAGAAAUUUUAUUAAAAAAUGCUGAUUUUAUUCAUCACAUUUUUAAAAUUCAUUAUAAAUCACUAAUUCAUAAUAAUACUGAUAAUAAUAAUAAUGAUAAUAGUGGUUAUAAUGAAUAUUGGAAUAGAAUAAUUUAUAAAGAUUGUAAUAAUAUUUCAAUUCCAAUGUUUAUCAAAUUUAAACAUUUAUUCAUUGGUAAUGAUUGUUUAAAACCAAUUAAUGAUAAAGAUUUAGAAUUAUUAUUUGGUCAAUACUGUUUUGAUAUUGAUUUAAGAAAUUUAAUUAUAAAUUCAAUUCCAAAUAGUAAUUAUUUUAAUAUUACAAAUUCAAUGAUAUCAAAAGCAAUUGAUUCAAAUAGAAUUGAUUAUUUAAAAUAUUUAUAUGAAAAUGGUGGUGAAAUUAAAAAUAAUCCAUCGCUAUUACAACAUUUAAAAAAUCAAUUAUCAAAAAGUUAUGAUUAUAAUUGUUUUUUAGAUUGGUUAAAUUAA
Dictyostelium discoideum AX4 is the source of this 3612-nucleotide messenger RNA. RefSeq lists its product as hypothetical. NCBI's taxonomy places the organism in Eukaryota, Evosea, Eumycetozoa, Dictyosteliales, Dictyosteliaceae. The transcript has a single exon. The record is from RefSeq and is a predicted model, not a curated record. Bases 1 to 3612 code for a protein of 1203 amino acids.